CUGAAAUAUACUAUAUCUGAGAUGAUGUUCGCAGUUAGAAUGUCUUUGGUCUCUGGGAACUAAACAACUGCACACAACUGUCACCUCUUCCUUCAUGUUGCCUGUGACCAUAACCAUCACCCUCCACAAUACCAUCCCAUUGAUAUCGUUGCUGCAUCGCCUUGACAAUACACAUCUAUAAUAAUUGUCACUGCAAGCACCAAUAUACAUACUAACUAAAACCGUCACCACAACCAGCGAUAGGUAUUGUUACUACAACCACCAGCACAACCACUACAAUCAACAUUACGUAUUGGAUCUGUCACAGCAACCGCCAAUAUUCUACAGCUGUCACCACAACCACAUAUCAACAUCACAUACUGGUUCUGUCACCACCACCACCACUAUCACCAACACAUACUGUAAGUGUCACUGCAACUAUCACUACUAUUAGUACUCUUACCGCAACUGUUAUGCUUUAUCCCAUCCACCUCCAAAUAUUACUUGAGAAAGCCACGUGUUUGUGUUAAGGACAAUAUAAUAAAGCUAUAACAAUAACGUAAAAAAUAGGGAAAUAACAACAAAAAAUUAUAUAACAGUAUGUAAAAGAAAGGAAAAAAAUAAUCAGCUGUUGACAACAACAACAACCGCAACAAUUUGAUGUGUAAGAACAACAACACGACCAGCAGUCGAAACGACAUCACUGUCACGCUAUACUAACAACAACACCACCACCAUUGGCCCAAAAAAUAACAACCACUACCACCACAACCAAUAAGAGAAGUGUUACCAACUACUACGACCACUACCACCAACGCUACCGGCGUUAAUUACGAAUAAAAACACACCACUCUGUCACUAACAACCAUUAACACCAUCAGAACAUCAACGACGUUUACAGUGCCAUUAGGAGUCAACACCAACUAAGCUGCACUCGCACUUUGCGUUUUUUUAUUGGCCUUUGUGAUUUGACAGAUACUCUUUCAUCAAUCUCUGCCUCUUUCUCUCAAUAUAUAUAUAUAUAUAUAUAGAGACACCACUCCACACGCUUAGAUAUAGACAAGUAAUACCACACACACACACACAGAACUUACACAACUUUCUGGAAUUGUUUAACUUCUAAGAACUCAACGAAUAUUUAUGGACAACACUAAAUUUGGUUAGAAUCUGCCCUCGUGAUUCACACUUUAUGGAACCAAAUGCCUUUUUGAGGAGGUCAAAGAAAGCCACGUAUAAUAAUUUGUGUUGUUCAAGGCAUUUCAACUAUAGCUGGAAAGCACAGAAGAUCCUAUCAUCAGUGUGUCUGAAGAAUUGAGAAGCAGACUGAGAUUCAGAGUGAUACUUUUGUAACUGGAAGAAUGUUGAAAUUCAGAAGUCUUUUCACUGACUUCUUGCAAACUCCAAUUCAUCAAAACUGAAUGGUUUCUUCCACAGUAGGAAUAUACAUAAUUAGAUAUUGGCCAAAAUAUCUUAUUUUCAUCUGUUAGACUCCUAAAAAAAAAAAAAAUUCAUCAUGACAACCAUUUCAUCAGAAAAAAGCAGUGUCUCUGGCCCAGAGGAAACAAACCCUCAAGCCAUGAACACUUCCAGUGAUAAACUUCAGCCAUCCAGAAGCAGACUUUCAUUUUUGACUGCAAAGUUAUUCCUGGCAAUCGUUGCAUCAGCAAUGGGAUCCUUCAUGUUUGGUUAUGGCAGUGGCGUCAUAAAUUCUCCACAAGUACUUGUGAAGGAUUUCAUCAAUGCUACAGUUCUAGGUAGAUCUGGUGAACCCAUUAAGCACUCACACUUGAACAAUUACUGGUCAUUGAUAGUGGCAAUCUUCGCUGUUGGAGGUAUGAUUGGUGGACUUUCUGCUGGUGUCUGGGCUGACUUUUUUGGAAGAAAGCGAGGAAUCAUGCUGAAUUGUCCAAUUGGUGUUCUUGGUUCUGUAUUAAUUGUACUUUGCAAAACAUGCAAAUCUUUCGAGAUGAUUAUUGUUGGUCGGUUGGUUCUGGGACUCAAUUGUGGUCUAACCACAGUCCUCACUCCAAUGUAUUUGUCGGAAAUUGCCCCAGCCAAUAUCCGAGGAGCACUGGGUGUUGUGCACCAGCUGAGUAUAACUCUUGGGAUCUUCAUAUCACAAGUAUUAAGUUUUCCUGAACUCAUGGGUACUGAAUCCUCAUGGCCCAUAUUACUUGGUCUGACGUUCAUUCCAGCUGCCAUACAGUUACCGCUUUUGAUAUUUUGUCCAGAAAGUCCUCGUUUUCUGCUUAUUUCUAGAAAUGAAGAGACUCGAUCCAGAGAAGUGCUUAUGGAGUUACGUGGCAGUUUCGAUGUGGAGUUAGACAUUGAAGACAUGAAACGUGAACAAAGGAUGUGUGAAUCAGAGCCCAAGAUCAGUAUCUGGGAGCUCAUGUUCAAGUCAGAACUCCGUCGGCCACUCAUUAUCGGAAUGGUGAUGCAACUCUCUCAACAGUGCAGCGGGAUUCUUGCCGUCUUGUAUUAUUCUCAUUCGCUGUUCACCUUGACCGGAAUGAGUGACACCACAGCCAACCACGCCGACAGUUCUAUUGGAGCCGUUCUGGUGGUGAUGACCUUCAUCAGCAUCCCUCUCAUGGAAUCGACCGGCCGUCGUGCACUACACCUCAUUGGUUUAAUGGGCAUGUUUAUACUCAGCAUUUUCUUGACCAUCUCUCUGGUGCUUUCUGACACUUAUAAUGCAAUGCAGGUCGUUAGUAUCGUUAUUGUGAUCCUUUAUGUGGCAUUUUUCGCUGUUGGACCUGGUUCCAUACCCUGGUUGAUUGUAGCUGAACUAUUUUCACAAGGAUCUCGAUCCUCUGCCAUGAGUGUAUGUGUGAUGAUCAAUUGGUUAAGCAACUUCCUUAAUGGAUUUACUUUCCCUUAUGUCGAGAAAGGACUGAAGCACCUAUCCUUCUUACCGUUUACCAUUCUGCUUCUGCUGUUUUGGAUUUUCACCUACAUGUUUCUGCCAGAGACAAAAGACAAGACGUUUCAACAGAUUUCAGAAAUCUUCUCACAGAAGACAUUGAACAGUCAAUCGAAAUCAGAUGGUGUUGCUAAAGAAAAUAGUCACUUGGUUGGGUUCCGAAAUAUGUGAGAGCUUUUGAUAUACACUCAGGCUCACAAAUGGGUAUAUACAUACAUAUAUAUAUAUAUAUAUAUAUGCAAAUCUGUGCUUAAAAUACACUCAAUGUCAAAUAGUACUUUCAUAUAUGUGCAUGUCAGCACACGUACAUGAUUAUGUAUGAUUUCUCGCAUAUACAAGUGCUCAGACACACACACGUAUAUAUAUAUAUAUAUAUAUAUAUAUAUAUAUAUACAUACACAUAUUUAGUAUAUGCUUAUGAUUGCAUAUAUAUAAAUGCUUACAUGUGUGUAUGUAUUUACAUGUACACACAUGCAUGCAUAUCUAUAAACGCAGACACAUAUUAAAAUAUAUAUAUGAAAAUUUAUAUAUUUAUAUAUAAAAACAUUUAUAUAUACACACAUAUAUAAACAUUUAAACACACACACACACAUAUACAAACAUUAAUAUAAAUAAGUAAACAUUGAUAUAUAUAUAUAUAUAUACACAUUUAUAUAUAUAUUUAUAUAUAUGUAUAUAAACAUAUAUACAUAUACAAAUAUGUGUGUGUGUGUGUGUGUAUAUAAUCAGUGUGUGUAUGUAUGUAUUUUAUAUUCAGAUGUUUCUCUUCUACUUAUUAAAAAUGAUUAAGUUAUUAUUAAUUGGGGAAUUCAGUUCUCUGUAUAUUUUUGUUAUUCUGAGUUUUAUUUUGCUAAGGUUAAAUCUGCUUAAAGCAAAUUGCAACUGAUGUUCCCAUUUUUUUAAUUCCUAAGCUGGGAAAUAUGACUUGAAAUCUGUUAUAUCUACUUACACAAUGUAAAAGUUCGAUUAAAAAAAAAAAAAGCAAAACAUUGACUAUCUACAUUAAUGAGAGAAAGAAUUCAACAAGGGCGGUCCAAGGUUCAUCCAUAUUUUUGAACAGUGCCACCGAAUAUUCUGAUAUAUAUAUUGAGAAAAUGUUUGCAUGUACAAUGAAUACUUACAAAAGAAAGUUUUUGAUUUAAUUGGAGUGUAAAUCAUUAUGGUAGAAGUUCAUCUGACAAUCAAUUGCUGAGUAUUUUGAAAUACAGCAAAUUUGAACUCAAAACAUGAGUAUAUAUAUUUUCUGUUAUUCAGAAGUUACUGAGUGACUCAAGGGCAAAGUGUUUCAUGCAUUGAUCCUUGAGUCACUCAGUAACUUUUGCUGAUUAGUAAUAAUAAAAAAUAUGUAUUUGUGUGUGUGUGUGUGUGUGUGUGUGUAUGUGUGUAUGUAUGUGUGUAUGUGUGUAUGUAUGUAUGUAUGUAUGUAUGCAUGUAUGUGUAGGUGUGUGUAUUUGUUCAUUUGUUUAACAUCCAUUUUUCUAUGCUAGCAUGGAUUUAGAGUUUUGCCUCAAGUUAACAUUUGUCUUCCAAAAAAAAAAAAAAAAAAAAAUUAUAGCUCACCCAGUGAGGGUUUCAAUGGAUAGUUUUCCAGUUGUCUUAUAUGUUCUAUAAAGAACUGGCUGUUGUUUCUGAUGUGGUUUUUAAGAUUUCAAUGAAUCAAGUUAACUGUCACAUUAAAAUAUCAAUUACGCAACACCUCUAUGGGGGAUUAAUUGAUACGGCAUCACCAAUUAACUUUAAGUAGUUUUGAUAUUGUCUGCUCUUUCAACUCUCUCAAUACUUUUGUUGCUAGACUAUCUCAUGUAUUAACAAUGCUGCAUUCCUAGUUACAUGUAUGCCUUAUCAGAUUGUAAGGAAUACUUCUUUGUUCAACUGUCAGCAGUGGUUUAUACCAAAGAUAUCAAGACCAGUGGUUCGGUUGCUUAGUUCUUUGGAUGUCUUCAACUCUUGACAUGAAACUGUCUUUUUUGUUACAUAUAUGACCACUAACAUCCUUUGUAUUUUGUCUAGUGUAUGUGUGACAUAUAAAGUUGUGCAUUCCAGAGCUGUUUUGACCAUGUGAUCAUGCAUUAAAUCUAUAUUAAUUGAAAUUUGCAGGAUUUUAUCCACAAAUUUCUUUGUAUAUUUUUACAAAAUUAAAUAUGUAUUUUUUAUUACAUUAUAUAUGAUGCGUUAUGGGGUUUUUGCAUUUACAGUUAUAGUUUUAAGCGUGAUCUGUUUCUAUGCCCACUCUUUUUGAUAUAAAAUUCCCUUUUCUUUUUUUCAACACAUUUUGUAUAUUUUAUUUAUAUCGGUCCUUAUAAGAUAUAUUUUUAACUAAUUAAAAUAGAGAUAAAUUCACAUAUUAAUGAAAAGAAUAAAGUUUAAUUGGAAAGAAUUAAUCUUGUUUAAACAAAAUAAUUAAAAUGUUAAUGAUCAAUUAUUUGGUUAACAAUUAAUUAAAUUAGUAAAUCGUUUAUUGUUAUUAAUGCAUAGAAUGCUAAUGGCCAGGCAUAAUUGUGUGUGAAUGGUGAUAUUGUUUCACUUCAAGCUAAUACACUAACACUGAAAAUGAAGUUACACACAUACACACAAUGCAUAUAUAUGCACAUAUAUACAACACAUGCACAUGCACACAUAUUCAUGCUUGCUUGCAUGUACCCAUUCAUUUUACUGAAUGGAGAGCUUCAUUCCAAAUGCCAGUAAACUCAGAAUAACAAAUUGAGCUUUACCGUUGUAUAGAGAAAUAAACUCUAUGUAUUGAUUAUUUUUUUCUCUCUAACAUUAACACCAAAUUGUGUGCAUUUAAAGAAAAAAGGUAAAGUGCAGGAGUAGGAGCAGAUUUUACAUCUAUGUCUAUAUACUAUAUGGGUAAGGGUAUUAUAUUUUUAUUUCUUGUACAUAAAGAGUCUCGUGUUGGUUCAUAGUAUUGAGUUAAAAAUCAUGUUGCAGAUCACAGAUCUCGAAGGAGACUAGGCUGCAUUAUAUAGCAAGAGAAAAGCAAAACAGACAAAUGCCUAUCACUUAUAUUGUGUUACCCAAAGUUUAUGAAUAGGUAUUAUGGAAUGGUUCCACUACAGUAAGCACUGGGCUACUUCAUAAUUGUCAAGUGUUUUUGUCAAAUAUAAAAUAUUGGUGCACUCAGAGAUGUACAUGAAGAUAAUUAGAUAUAUAUUUGACAUUUCUUGUUAUCAAGAGAAAUAUAUGUAUAUAUACAUAUAUAUAUUUGAAAAAUGAAUAGAAACGGCUUUAACAGGAUUGUUGCUCGUUCUGGCUUCUUGGUGUUGAAUGGAUAAAAGGUAAAUGUUGUUCGAGAUUGGAUGAGGAUCUGCUUAGCCAUCUCAGAAAAAAAAAAAAAAUACUGCAAAAUUAAACGCAAGCCUUUCCAUGAAAUAAUGAUUAUAUUUCCUCUAAAGCUAAGCAAAUGUAGGUUUUGACUUAGUCUUAAUGGCUUAGAGGAAGGGAAGAAGGGUAAUGCUUAUGAAAUAUUUUCAGGAGCUUCUUAAACUGCAAGGAAGUUAUUAUCACAGCAGCAACUUGGUCCAAGUGCUUCGAAGACAACAGGCUCUAACAAAGGGACCUAAGAGCCAGUUGCAGGUGUUAAAAUGAAUUUAGCAUAUCUUCUGGUCCGAGGUUUUGGAAGACAACAGGCUCUAUUGAAGGGGUUUGUUAAAAAAAUGAAUUGCAGUCUAAAACCAACUUGCUAGUAGAAAAUUAGUAUAUUUUCUGGUCUAAGGUUUUGAAAGACAAAGGGGGUCUAACAAAGAAACUUAAGGAUCAGCUGGGUUUUGUUAAAACGAAUUACAGACUAAGACCAGUGUGUUAGUAGAAACUUAGCAUAUUUCAUGGUCUGAAUUUUUUGCUUUCUUGCUUAAAAUAAACGGAUAAGUUUGUAAAUUUAAACUUCUCAUUCCCUUUGUCUGCAUACAACAAAAACGCUUUACUACAAAAUAUAUCAGUAUAAAUUAUGUGAAUUAUUUAUAUGUACUGAAUAAACUGAUAUGUAAUA
Octopus bimaculoides (California two-spot octopus) is the source of this 6893-nucleotide messenger RNA. Its product is annotated as solute carrier family 2, facilitated glucose transporter member 1. Gene Ontology annotation, molecular function: hexose transmembrane transporter activity. Gene Ontology annotation, cellular component: membrane. Lineage: Eukaryota; Metazoa; Mollusca; Cephalopoda; Octopoda; Octopodidae. Gene Ontology annotation, biological process: monosaccharide transmembrane transport. The record is from RefSeq and is a predicted model, not a curated record.